GCGCCAUUGAGGAGCCGGGAGAGGAAGCGCCGCGCCGCGCAGUUGCCGGGCUAGGCGGGCGGCCCGGGACACAGACAGAUUCUUCUGUGACCAUGAGAGAGAGAAGUAAAGAAUGAUCCAUGAUUUUUUAAACACCUUAUCUUGAGGAUAUAGUCAUGUUGGAAGGUCUUGUAGCCUGGGUUCUCAAUACCUAUCUGGGAAAAUACGUCAAUAACCUGAACACUGAUCAGCUGUCUGUUGCGCUUCUGAAAGGUGCUGUUGAGUUGGAAAACUUGCCCUUAAAGAAAGAUGCCUUGAAAGAACUGGAAUUACCGUUUGAAGUCAAAGCUGGCCUGAUUGGGAAGGUAACUCUUCAGAUUCCCUUUUAUCGCCCCCACGUGGACCCUUGGGUGAUCUCCAUCUCCAGCCUUCACUUAAUCGGAGCCCCUGAAAAGCUAGAGGAUUUCAAUGAUGAGAAGGAGAAGCUCUUGGAGAGGGAGCGUAAGAAGGCUCUGCUUCAAGCCCUGGAGGACAGAUGGAAGAAUGAACGCCAGCAGAAGGGGGAAUCCUACUGGUACUCAGUUACCGCCUCUGUAGUUACAAGAAUUGUGGAGAAUAUUGAAUUAAAAAUUCAAGAUGUCCAUUUGCGCUUCGAAGAUGGUAUUAGCAAUCCAUCCCAUCCUUUUGCAUUUGGCAUCUGUAUUAAGAAUGUGUCCGUGCAGAAUGCUGUGAAUGAGCCUGUACAGAAAUUAAUGCGGAAAAAGCAACUAGAUGUGGCAGAGUUUAGCGUCUAUUGGGAUGUCGAUUGCACUUUGUUGGGGGAUUUACCCCAGGUGGAGUUACAGGAGGCCAUGGACAAGAGCAUGGAGAGCCGCGAUCAUCACUACAUCCUGGAGCCUGUGUGCGCAUCCGCUCUUUUGAAGAGAAACUGCUCCAAAGAGCCUCUGAGGUCUCGGCACACUCCCCGGAUCGAGUGCGAUAUUCAUCUGGAGACCAUCCCCUUGAAACUCUCUCAGCUGCAGUACCGGCAAAUCAUGGAAUUCCUCAAGGAGCUGGAACGAAAGGAGAGGCAGGUGAAGUUCCGAAGAUGGAAGCCCAAAGUGGCCGUGUCUGAGAACUGCCGAGAAUGGUGGUAUUUUGCUCUGAAUGCUAACCUGAAUGAGAUCAGAGAGGAGAGGAAGCGUUGUACUUGGGACUUCUUGUUACACCGGGCUCGCGAUGCUGUGUCUUACACCGACAAAUACUUCAGCAAGCUGAAAGGAGGCUUGCUUCAUGCAGACGACAGGGAGGAGAUGCGUCGGAUUGAGGAGGAACAGAGCUUUGAGGAAUUGAAGAUUUUGCGUGAACUGGUUCAUGAACGAUUUCACAAACAAGAAGAACUGGCGGAGAGCCUACGAGAGCCUCAGUUGGAUUCUCCAGGAGACUCUCCUGGGGAUCCAGAGGCCAGUGGAGGCAGUGGGAUGCUCCAGUACCUUCAGUCCUGGUUUCCUGGCUGGGGUGGCUGGUAUGGGCAGCAGAGCCCUGAGGGGAGACCAGUCGAGGGGCUGUCAGCAGAGCAGCAUGAACAGUGGACUCCCGAGGAGAUCCUAGGCACUGAGGAGUUUUUUGACCCCACCGCCGACGCAUCCUGUCUGAGCGCGUACACGAAGCGGGACCUGGUGUUUGCCCGACUGAAUGUGCAGCUGCAGCGGGGAACCGUGACGCUGCUGCACCAGGAGCCGGGAGGCCUGCGGAUGGAGGAGCGCGCCUUCAUGCAGCUCGAGUUCUCAGAUGUGAAGCUACUAGCAGAAUCUCUUCCUCGAAGAAAUUCCUCCUUGCUCUCAGUGCGGUUGGGUGGACUGUUUCUUCGAGACCUGGCCACAGAAGGCACCAUGUUUCCCCUUCUGGUGUUCCCAAAUUCACAAAAAGAAGUUGGCAGAGUCUCACAGUCUUUUGGUCUCCAAACAACAUCUGCAGACAGAAGUGACCAUAAUCCUGCUGCGGACCCAGAUGACCCGGUUUUUGAGAUGCUGUAUGAGAGAAAUCCAGUGCACAGCCAUUUUGAGAGGCGGCUGAAUGUCAGCACGAGGCCCUUGAACAUCAUAUAUAAUCCCCAGGCUAUUAAAAAAGUAGCCGACUUUUUCUACAAGGGAAAGGUUCAUACCUCAGGUUUUGGUUAUCAGUCUGAACUUGAGCUGAGAGUGGCAGAAGCUGCCCGAAGACAGUAUAACAAACUGAAGAUGCAGACCAAGGCGGAAAUCCGACAAACGCUCGAUCGUUUGCUAGUGGGUGAUUUCAUUGAGGAGAGUAAAAGGUGGACCGUGCGACUAGAUAUUUCUGCCCCUCAGGUGAUCUUUCCUGACGAUUUCAAAUUCAAGAAUCCUGUGUUAGUUGUUGUGGAUCUGGGGAGAAUGCUGUUGACAAAUACCCAAGAUGACUCCAAGAGGAGAAGUGGGGAUGGGCUAGCAUCUGAAGAGAACCAGUUCAGUGAUGAUGAAUAUAAGACGCCUCUUGCCACACCUCCGAACACCCCCCCUCCUGAGACAAGCAGCGGCAAUGGAGGGAAAACACCUCCAUUUUCUGGGGUUGGAUUCAGUGCAGAGCAGAUUCAGGCCCAUCUAAUGAGCACGAAGAUGUAUGAGAGGUACUCCUUGUCAUUUAUGGACCUCCAGAUCAUGGUUGGACGAGUGAAGGACAAUUGGAAGCACGUCCAGGAUAUUGAUGUGGGACCAACCCACGUGGUUGAGAAAUUCAAUGUUCACCUACAGUUAGAACGUCGGUUGAUUUAUACUUCAGAUCCCAAGUACCCCGGAGCUGUGCUCUCAGGCAACCUACCAGACUUGAAAAUCCACAUCAAUGAAGAUAAAAUAUCUGCUCUCAAGAAUUGCUUUGCUCUCCUGACCACCCCAGAAAUGAAGACUUCGGACACUCAGUUAAAAGAGAAGAUUUUUCCCCAAGGCGGGCAGCGGGGAAGUUUGCAAGAUUCAGUAAUGAAUUUAACCCAGAGCUUUGUGAUGUUGGAGCAGCAUACCCGGGAGGUUCUGGUGGAGUCACAGCUCCUCCUGGCCGAAUUUAAGGUGAACUGCAUGCAGCUUGGUGUUGAGAGCAAUGGCCGGUACAUUUCCGUGCUCAAGGUGUUUGGGACCAAUGCUCACUUUGUGAAGAGGCCUUACGAUGUUGAGGUCUCCCUGACUGUUCACGGAUUGCUCCUGGUGGACACGAUGCAGACGUACGGUGCUGAUUUUGACCUUUUGAUGGCUUCACAUAAGAACUUGAGCUUUGAUAUCCCAACAGGAAGCCUCCGGGAUAGCAGGGCCCAGUCUCCUGUCUCUGGAUCCAAUGCGGCCCACCUGACUAAUGCUGCCACACUGAAUGACCCAUCGACUGCGGGUGUUUCACUUGACAAAAUUCUCACCAAAGAACAGGAGUCCCUCAUCAAAUUGGAAUAUCAGUUUGUGAGUUCAGAGUGCCCGUCGAUGAAUUUGGACAGCACUCUUCAGGUGAUUUCAUUACAGGUGAAUAAUCUGGAUAUUAUCCUAAAUCCAGAGACAAUUGUGGAGCUGAUUGGUUUUCUUCAAAAAUCUUUUCCCAAGGAAAAAGAUGAUUUGAGUCCUCAGCCUUUAAUGACUGAUUUUGAAAGAAGCUUUAGGGAGGAAGGAACUUAUCAAGCCACAUAUGAACAGAACACCGAGGUUGCCGUGGAAAUCCACAGGCUUAACUUACUGCUCCUUCGGACAGUGGGGAUGGCAAAUGGCGAGAAAUAUGGCAGAAAAAUUGCGACUGCAAGUAUUGGUGGCACCAAAGUUAACGUCUCCAUGGGUAGCGCAUUUGACAUGAAUGGUUCUCUCGGCUGUUUGCAGCUUAUGGAUUUGACACAAGAUAAUGUUAAGAACCAGUAUGUUGUCAGCAUUGGGAAUUCCAUAGGCUAUGAAAAUAUCGUCAGCGACAUUGGCUACUUUGAAUCUGUGUUUGUUAGAAUGGAAGAGGCGGCCCUCAGCGAAGCUUUGAGUUUCACCUUUGUUGAGAAGUCUAAACAGGAGUGUUUUCUCAACCUCAAGAUGGCUUCCUUGCAUUAUAACCACUCUGCUAAAUUUUUGAAGGAGUUGACGUUGUCCAUGGAUGAGCUGGAAGAAAAUUUUCGAAGUAUGCUGAAAAGCGCAGCUACCAAAGUCACUACGGUACUAGCUACCAAGACGGCCGAGUACAGUGAGAUGGUGUCACUCUUUGAAACGCCAAGGAAGACUCGGGAAUCCUUUAUCUUAGAAGAGAAUGAAAUGUAUGGGUUUGGCCUCUCUGGGUCUCAUUCUGACACCGUAAAGCUAAUCUUGAACAUAAACAUUGAAUCCCCUGUUGUGUCUAUCCCUCGGAAGCCCGGGAGUCCUGAGUUGUUGGUGGGACACUUGGGACAAAUAUUCAUCCAGAAUUUUGUGUCAGGAGAUGAUGAGUCCAGAAGUGACCGUCUGCGGGUAGAAAUUAAAGACAUUAAGUUAUAUUCUUUGAAUUGUACCCAGUUGGCAGGCAGAGAGGGUCCUGGGUCCGAAGUAAGCCGGGCAUUUUGUUCUCCUUCUGGGUCUGCCAGUGCCAACAGUCAGGAGGAAGCUCAUUUCACCCGACAUGAUUUCUUUGAAUCUUUGCAUAGAGGUCAAGCUUUUCACAUCCUGAACAACACUACUAUUCAGUUUAAACUGGAGAAGAUUCCUAUAGAGAGAGAAUCUGAGUUGACUUUCUCCCUCAGUCCAGAUGACUUGGGAACUUCUAGCAUCAUGAAGAUCGAAGGGAAAUUUGUCAACCCAGUUCAGGUGGUGUUAGCAAAGCAUGUGUAUGAGCAGGUUUUACAAACGCUGGACAAUCUCGUGUAUAGUGAAGAUCUGAAUAAGUUUCCAGUCAGUGCUGUCUCCUCACCUUGCCCUAAUUCUCCUCUGCCUUCCCUCAGUACCAGUGGAGAACCUUCCACUGAAAGGAAGGAGAAUGGAUUGUUCAGCCACUCCGGGCUUUCUAACUCUUCUCAAAAGUCCUUGUCUCUGAAGGAAGUGAGAUCUUUUACCCAGAUUCAAGCCAACUUUUGUAUUUCAGAGCUUCAAGUCCAGUUAAGUGGAGAUCUGACUUUGGGGGCCCAGGGUCUUGUGAGCUUAAAGUUUCAGGAUUUUGAGGUGGAAUUCAGUAAAGACCAUCCUCAGACUUUAUCUAUUCAGAUUGCCCUGCGCUCUCUGCUGAUGGAAGACUUACUGGAGAAAAAUCCGGAUUCCAAAUACAAGAACCUGAUGGUGUCUCGGGGAGCCCCUAAGCCAUCUAGUUUAGCACAAAAAGAAUAUCUUUCUCAGUCUUGUCCUUCGGUAUCCAAUGUGGAGUAUCCUGACAUGCCUCGGUCUCUCCCUUCCCACGUGGAAGAAGCUCCUAAUGUCUUCCAGCUGUAUCAAAGACCCACCUCGGCGUCCCGGAAGAAGCAAAAGGAAGUCCAAGACCAGGACUGUCCCUUGACCCCACCCCCUUCUCCAACAGUAGAUGAGCCCAAGGCACUUGCUGGAAAGAGUAAAUUUGAUGAUUCCUUGGUACAUAUCAAUGUCUUCUUGGUGGAUAAGAAACAUCCAGAAUUCUCUUCCAGUUAUCACCGAGUUAACCGGAACAUUGAUGUUGAUUUUAACUGCUUGGAUGUGCUGAUCACGCUGCAAACCUGGGUCGUGAUCCUAGAUUUUUUUGGAAUUGGCUCCACUGCAGACAACCACGCAAUGAAGGUACUGCCUGAGGAUGUUCUACAAAACGUCAAGUCAGAAUCAGAUGCUCUCCCGGAGUCUGAACUUCAGGAUCCAGUUAACACCAAGCUGGACCUCAAGGUUCAUUCGCUCUCUCUCGUGCUGAAUAAGACCACCAGUGAGCUUGCUAAAGCGAGUGUAUCCAAAUUAGUGGCACACCUGGAAAUGAUUGACGGAGACCUGGCCUUGCAGGGAAGCAUUGGGAGCCUGUCCCUGAGUGACCUCACAGCCCAUGGGGAGCUCUACAGAGAGCGGCUCACUACGAGUGGGGAAGAAGCGCUCAUCUUCCAGACUUUUAAAUACGGCCGGCCUGACCCUCUGCUCCGGAGAGAACACGACAUCCGAGUGAGUCUGCAGAUGGCCUCCGUGCAGUAUGUGCACACACAGCGCUUUCAGGCCGAGGUGGUGGCCUUCGUGCAGCACUUCACCCAGCUGCAGGAUGUCUUAGGGCGCCAGCGAGCGGCGAUCGAGGGGCAGACGGUGAGAGAUCAAGCCCAGCGCUGUUCACGGGUUCUCCUGGAUAUUGAGGCGGGUGCUCCUGUUCUCCUUAUCCCUGAAAGUUCCAGAUCAAAUAAUCUGAUUGUAGCAAAUUUGGGGAAGUUGAAGGUCAAGAACAAGUUUCUCUUUGCUGGUUUUCCUGGGACCUUUUCCUUACAAGAUAAGGAAUCUGUGCCUUCAGCAUCCCCAACGGGUACCCCCAAACACAGUAUGAGGAAAAUGACGAGCACGGAGGACCCGAAGGGAUUGUAUUCCGAGGGGCUGUUCAUGAUGCCUCCUGCUGGAAUGAGUCUAGGCGUCCUGAGGAGUGAGUCUGUGCCGAGUACCUCGACCAAGCAGCAAGGGCAACAAGCCGCGCCCUCCACCAGCCAGGUUUCUGGUAGUCCAGAAGACCACGUCUGCCUGCUGGACUGCAUUGUCGUGGACCUACAAGACAUGGACAUCUUUGCUGCCGAGAGACACCCACGAGAGUAUUCUAAGGCCUCAGACGACAGCAGUGGAGAUCUGGUAUUCCCUUCCUAUUUCGUGCGGCAGACAGGAGGGAGUCUCCUCACUGAGCCCUGUCGGCUGAAAUUGCAGGUGGAAAGGAAUUUGGACAAAGAAAUAAGUCAUACUGUGCCAGACAUAUCUAUCCACGGCAACCUCUCCUCAGUCCACUGCUCCCUGGAUUUGUACAAAUACAAGCUGAUCCGCGGUUUAUUGGAGAACAACCUCGGAGAGCCCAUAGAGGAAUUUAUGCGGCCUUACGAUUUACAAGACCCAAGAAUUCACACUGUUCUCAGUGGAGAAGUGUACACGUGCAUGUGCUUCCUCAUCGAUAUGGUGAAUGUAAGUCUGGAGCUGAAAGAUCCAAAAGGAAAAGAAAGUACCGGGUCCUUAGCCAGAUUCGACUUCAAGAAAUGUAAACUGCUCUAUGAAAGCUUUUCCAACCAAACCAAGUCCGUUAACUUGGUUUCCCAUUCCAUGAUGGCUUUUGACACCCGCUAUGCCGGGCAGAAGGCCUGUCCUGGCAUGACAAACGUAUUCAGCUGUAUUUUUCAGCCUUCCAGGAACAGCAGCACUACCCAAGGAUCCAUUCAGAUGGAGCUGCAUUACAGAUCUACAAAGGAUUCGUCCUGUUUUACGGUAGUUCUCAACAAUCUGCGUGUGUUCCUCAUAUUUGACUGGCUGCUGCUAGUCCAUGAUUUUCUUCACACUCCCAGCGAUAUUAAGAAACAGACUAAUGUUACUACUUCUCGCCACCGUAACUCUAGCAGCGAAUCUGCUGUAGUUCCCAAAACUGUGAAAAGUGGAGUAGUUACCAAGCGGUCUUCUCUUCCUGUGUCUACUGAAAGGCACCUGGAGGUCAAGGUCAAUGUAACAGGCACGGAGUUUGUGGUGGUUGAAGAUGUGUCCUGCUUCGAUACCAAUGCCAUUAUUCUCAAAGGCACCACAGUGCUUACCUAUAAGCCACGAUUUGUCGAUCGCCCCUUUUCAGGGAGUUUGUUUGGCAUCGAGGUGUUUUCGUGCCGACUAGGGAAUGAGCACGGUACAGCUCUUUCAAUUGUUGAUCCAGUUCAAAUUCAGGUGGAGCUGGUGGGGAAUUCUUCUUACCAGAAUAGUUCAGGAUUGAUGGAUGCAUUCAAUAGUGAAGAUUUCCCACCGAUCUUAGAGAUUCAGUUACAAGCCCUGGAUAUCAGACUCUCCUACAAUGAUGUUCAGCUGUUUCUUGCCAUUGCAAAAUCCAUACCAGAGCAAGCUAAUGCUGCAGCACCGGACCCAGUGGCCUUGGAGACCAGCUCCAUUAGCAGUUACCUUUCCGGCGCAUCUCGGGCUGGAGAGGAGAUCAGAGAAGGGACAAGACAUAGCCUAGAUCCUGUCUUGGAGUUACAGCUGGCUAGACUGCAGGAGCUUGGAUUCAGCAUGGAUGAUUGUCGCAAAGCCCUUUUGGUGUGCCAAGGCCAACUGAAAAAGGCAGCAAGUUGGUUGUUUAAGAAUGCCGAACCUCUGAAGUCUCUUGCCCUGGCUUCAAGUGGCCGCGAGAGCCAGGGGCCUGUGGCGGCGCGGCUGAUCUCUGGAGUGGAGGUGAAAGCUGAGAGCGUGUGCAUCUGCUUCAUCGAUGACUGCAUGGACUGUGAUGUCCCUCUGGCUGAGCUCACCUUUUCCCGUCUGACUUUUCUGCAGCAGGCAAGAGCUAGCCCUGAAGGGUAUGCCCACUUCACCCUCUCUGGAGAUUAUUACAACCGUGCUCUGUCAGGCUGGGAGCCAUUUAUUGAGCCAUGGCCAUGCUCUGUAUCCUGGCAACAGCAGGCAGCUAGUCGUCUCCAUCCUCCUCGACUGAAGCUGGAAGCCAAGGCCAAACCCCGUUUGGAUAUCAACAUCACCUCUGUGCUAAUUGACCAGUAUGUAAGUACUAAGGAAUCGUGGAUGGCAGAUUAUUGUAAACAGGAAAAGGAGAUAGAUUCAACCACAUCAGAAGACUGGAUGGGCUCUUCAGUGGAUCCUCCGUGCUUUGGACAAACAGAGGUGAAGACCCCCAAGCGCCGGCAGCCAUUUGUCCCUUUUGCUCUGAGGAACCACACAGGCUGCACUUUGUGGUUUGCCACCCUGACCACCACGCCCACCAGGGCCGCGCUGUCCCACAGUGGGAGUCCGGGGCUUGCUCCCGAAGGCAAUGGCACAUUUCUUGAUGAUGCUCACAAUGUUAGUGAAUGGCGGGAAGUCCUCACGGGGGAAGAGAUUCCCUUUGAAUUUGAAGCAAGAGGAAAGCUUAGACACAGACACACCCAUGACCUCCGGAUUCAUCAGCUGCAAGUGAGAGUAAAUGGCUGGGAGCAAGUGAGCCCAGUGUCUGUGGAUAAAGUUGGGACAUUUUUCCGCUAUGCGGCACCGGAUAAGAACUCAUCUUCCUCUACGAUUGGCAGCCCAAGCAGCAGAAUGAAUAUUAUUCAUCCCCAGGUUUAUUUCUCUUCGCUCCCACCUGUCCGGGUGGUCUUUGCUGUGACGAUGGAAGGCAGCGCUCGGAAAGUAAUCACCGUCCGGUCUGCCCUCAUUGUGAAGAACAGGCUUGAGACACCAAUGGAGCUAAGACUGGAUAGCCCAUCUGCUCCAGACAAGCCCGUGGUGCUUCCCGCUAUCAUGCCAGGGGAUUCGUUCGCUGUGCCUUUACAUCUCACUUCUUGGCGGCUCCAGGCCCGGCCCAAAGGACUGGGUGUGUUUUUCUGUAAGGCUCCUAUUCACUGGACCAAUGUGGUGAAGACUGCAGAAGUUGGCAGCAGCAAACGAGAGUGCCACUCCAUGGGCUUGGACAAAAGCCGAUUCUUCAGGUUUUGUGUGGCCAUAAAGAAGGAGAAUUACCCGGAUUAUAUGCCCUCAAACAUAUUUUCUGAUAGUGCAAAACAGAUCUUCAGACAACCUGGACAUACCAUAUACCUCCUGCCAACUGUGGUCAUCUGCAACUUGCUACCUUGUGAACUUGACUUUUAUGUUAAAGGGAUGCCAAUUAAUGGGACCCUGAAACCCGGCAAAGAGGUGGCCCUCCACACAGCUGAUACAUCGCAGAACAUUGAACUGGGGGUAUCACUGGAGAAUUUUCCACUCUGUAAAGAAUUGCUCAUUCCACCUGGAACGCAAAACUACAUGGUAAGAAUGCGACUCUAUGAUAUCAACCGGCGACAGCUGAACCUCACCAUCCGGAUUGUGUGUCGAGCAGAAGGAUCCUUAAAGAUCUUCAUUUCUGCUCCAUAUUGGUUGAUUAACAAAACAGGGUUACCACUGAUCUUCAGACAGGACAAUGCAAAGACAGAUGCUGCAGGCCAGUUUGAAGAACACGAGCUGGCCCGGAGCCUGAGCCCUCUCUUAUUCUGCUACGCUGACAAAGAGCAGCCAAACCUCUGCACGAUGAGAAUCGGAAGGGGGAUUCAUCCUGAAGGCAUGCCGGGCUGGUGUCAGGGCUUCUCACUGGAUGGUGGUAGUGGUGUACGAGCUUUGAAAGUCAUCCAGCAAGGAAACCGCCCAGGGCUGAUCUAUAACAUUGGGAUUGAUGUCAAGAAAGGCCGAGGUCGAUAUAUUGACACCUGUAUGGUCAUCUUUGCCCCUCGUUACCUGUUAGAUAAUAAAUCAUCUCACAAGCUUGCAUUUGCACAGAGGGAAUUUGCCCGGGGACAGGGAACAGCCAAUCCUGAAGGUUACAUUUCCACCCUUCCUGGUUCCAGUGUGGUGUUCCAUUGGCCUCGGAAUGACUACGAUCAGCUCUUAUGUGUCAGAUUGAUGGAUGUUCCCAACUGUAUUUGGUCUGGAGGCUUUGAAGUCAACAAGAAUAAUUCCUUCCAUAUCAACAUGAGAGAUACCCUGGGGAAGUGCUUUUUCCUGCGCGUGGAAAUCACUCUCCGAGGAGCUACCUACAGGAUCUCGUUCAGUGACACGGACCAGUUACCCCCGCCUUUCAGAAUUGACAACUUUUCUAAGGUUCCAGUGGUCUUUACUCAGCAUGGGGUAGCUGAACCCAGGCUCCGAACCGAAGUGAAGCCCAUGACUUCAUUGGAUUACGCCUGGGAUGAACCCACCCUGCCUCCUUUCAUCACGCUGACCGUGAAGGGGGCAGGCUCCUCGGAGCUCAACUGCAACAUGAAUGAUUUCCAGGAUAACCGACAGCUUUAUUAUGAAAACUUCAUUUACAUUGCUGCUACGUAUACAUUCUCGGGUUUACAGGAGGGGACGGGAAGGCCUGUGGCCUCCAGCAAGACCACUGCCUGUGCAGAGCUUGUCUUGGAUGUCUCACCAAAGACACAAAGAGUCAUUUUAAAGAAGAAGGAGCCCGGGAAGCGCUCCCAACUGUGGAGGAUGACCGGCACAGGCAUGUUGGCCCACGAGGGAUCUUCAGUGCCUCACAACCCCAAUAAGCCCUCUGCGGCCCGCUCCCCGGAGGGCUCCGCCAUCUUGGAUAUCGCUGGUCUUGCUGCAGUAACUGACAACAGAUUUGAGCCACUGAUGCUGAGAAAGCCGGAUCGCAGGCGAAGCACAACUCAGACGUGGAGUUUCCGGGAAGGAAAACUGACCUGUGGCCUGCACGGGUUGGUUGUCCAGGCCAAAGGAGGGCUUUCUGGUUUGUUUGAUGGAGCUGAAGUUGUUCUUGGUCCUGAUACUUCCAUGGAGCUUCUGGGGCCAGUUCCACCUGAACAACAGUUUAUCAACCAAAAACUGAGGCCUGGUUCUGGAAUGUUAUCCAUCAGAGUCAUCCCAGACGGACCAACUAGAGCACUCCAGAUAACAGAUUUCUCCCAACGGAAAAGUGACCGUUCAUCAUACGAAGUGGAUGAACUUCCUGUUACUGAACAAGAGGUACAGAAAUUAAAGAAUCCAGACACAGAGCAGGAAUUGGAAGUGCUUGUGAAGUUAGAAGGUGGAAUUGGGUUGUCCUUAAUUAAUAAAGUCCCAGAAGAACUGGUCUUUGCAAGUCUUACAGGAAUCAAUGUGCAUUAUACGCAGUUGGCAACAAGUCAUAUGCUUGAGCUCAGCAUACAGGAUGUGCAGGUGGACAAUCAGCUCAUUGGUACCACGCAGCCCUUCAUGCUCUAUGUGACUCCCCUGAGCAAUGAGAAUGAGGUCAUCGAGACAGGCCCAGCCGUGCAGGUGAAUGCGGUGAAGUUCCCCAGUAAGAGCGCGCUGACCAACAUCUACAAGCAUCUGAUGAUCACGGCUCAGAGAUUCACAGUGCAAAUUGAGGAGAAACUGCUCCUCAAGCUGCUGGGUUUUUUUGGCUACGAUCAAGCAGAAUCAGAGGUGGAAAAAUAUGAUGAAAACCUCCAUGAAAAGACGGCUGAGCAAGGUGGAACACCAAUUCGAUACUACUUUGAAAAUCUCAAAAUCAGCAUUCCCCAGAUCAAGCUGAGUGUGUUCACCUCCAACAAGCUACCAUUGGAUCUUAAGGCCCUAAAAAGUACCUUGGGAUUUCCACUGAUUCGGUUUGAGGACGCUGUGAUUAAUCUGGAUCCAUUCACUCGGGUACAUCCCUAUGAGACCAAGGAGUUCAUCAUCAAUGAUAUCCUCAAACAUUUCCAGGAGGAACUCCUCAGCCAGGCAGCUCGGAUCUUGGGAUCCGUGGACUUUCUUGGCAAUCCCAUGGGGCUGUUGAAUGAUGUUUCUGAAGGGGUUACUGGACUGAUAAAGUAUGGAAAUGUCGGGGGCCUCAUCAGAAAUGUCACACACGGCGUAUCAAACUCUGCCGCCAAGUUCGCAGGGACAUUAUCAGAUGGCUUAGGGAAGACGAUGGACAAUCGACAUCAGUCAGAGCGGGAGUACAUUAGGUACCAUGCAGCUACAAGUGGGGAGCACCUUGUAGCCGGCAUCCAUGGCCUGGCUCAUGGUAUCAUUGGUGGAUUGACCAGUGUGAUCACCUCAACAGUGGAAGGAGUGAAAACAGAAGGGGGUGUCAGCGGUUUCAUAUCUGGCCUUGGGAAAGGGCUUGUUGGCACUGUAACCAAGCCAGUGGCAGGUGCCCUGGAUUUUGCAUCAGAAACAGCCCAGGCAGUGAGAGACACAGCCACGCUCAGUGGCCCCAGGACUCAAGCCCAGAGGGUUCGGAAGCCUCGCUGCUGCAGCGGGCCCCAGGGGCUGCUUCCUCGAUACUCGGAGAGCCAGGCGGAAGGGCAGGAGCAGCUCUUCAAGCUAACGGACAACAUUCAAGAUGAAUUCUUCAUAGCCGUGGAGAACACCGACAGCUACUGUGUGCUCAUCUCCUCCAAAGCCGUUUACUUCCUGAAAAGUGGCGACUUCGUGGACCGAGAAGCCAUCUUCCUGGAAGUCAGAUACGACGACCUCUACCACUGCCUCGUCUCCAGGGACCACGGGAAGGUGUACGUGCAGGUGACCAAGAAGGCAGUGAACUCGAGUAGUGGGCUGUCCAUCCCUGGCCCUUCCCACCAGAAGCCCAUGGUCCAUGUGAAAUCCGAGGGCCUUGCUGUCAAGUUAUCACAAGAGAUAAACUAUGCAAAGAGCCUUUACUAUGAACAGCAACUUAUGUUAAGACUCAAUGAAAAUCAAGAGCAGUUGGAGCUGGACUCCUGAGAAAUCCCAGCUGCCAGAGAGCCGCUCCCAGACACAAACCCCAGAUCAAUCAGGAGGAAAGGCCCAUAGGCUUGGCCUCAAUCAGAGGCAAAACCAGAAUAAGGUUUGGGGGACGAUGUCAAGAAACGAGGGGAGGAUGCAAAUGGAAACCAUACUAACUUGUGGGCGGGGUGGAGGGUUACUUUAGAUUAUGGGGAAGUAAUUUUUAAAAGGUUUUGGUUGAAUAACGUUAAAAAAAAAAAGUGUACUGAGAUGAAUCUAAUUUUUGGAUUGCCCUGUAUUUUGUUAACAUGUACAUAUGUACAACUGUGUGUUUGUAAAUAUAUAGGAGCGUUUCUGAACAGGGCCUGUGAUGUGUGUAAAGGUUUGUUAACUGUAAAAUAAUAUAAAAUUAUAUUGGAUCUUCUAUU
Messenger RNA from Callorhinus ursinus (northern fur seal), 13660 nucleotides. RefSeq names its product vacuolar protein sorting 13 homolog D (gene VPS13D). Gene Ontology annotation, biological process: protein retention in Golgi apparatus; protein targeting to vacuole; mitochondrion organization. Gene Ontology annotation, molecular function: protein binding. The record is from RefSeq and is a predicted model, not a curated record. Lineage: Eukaryota; Metazoa; Chordata; Mammalia; Carnivora; Otariidae.